Molecule: messenger RNA, 345 nt
Organism: Aspergillus homomorphus CBS 101889
Lineage: Eukaryota; Fungi; Ascomycota; Eurotiomycetes; Eurotiales; Aspergillaceae
Exons: 3
Coding region: 1-345 (114 amino acids)
Source: RefSeq, a predicted model, not a curated record
AUGAUGUUCGACGGAGUUCUGAGCUGGUUCCGCGCUUCGGAUGCCGAGGUUGUGCAGGAGACCAGCUGGGAUCCCGUCACUUUGACCAUGAUCCAACCCAGAAGCCCGGUCGCUCCCACCACAGACGAGAUUAUCACCGACCAGCCGAUUCUCGGCGAAGGGAUGGACUUGCGACUGCGCGGUGGUGACAGCAAUGCUGUUUCUGCUGUCGCUGCUGCGGCUGUCUCGAUUCGUGCUGCGCCCCUGACGACGGUCCCGGCCAACGAUUGUAGCGACUUUGAUCUCUCCAUCCCUUCCUUAUCAGCCACCGCAUCCGACGCAUACCGACUGCCUACCCAUACUUAA